Molecule: messenger RNA, 431 nt
Organism: Acyrthosiphon pisum (pea aphid)
Lineage: Eukaryota; Metazoa; Arthropoda; Insecta; Hemiptera; Aphididae
Product: kelch-like protein 3
Exons: 2
Coding region: 1-339 (112 amino acids)
Molecular function (GO): protein binding
Source: RefSeq, a predicted model, not a curated record
AUGUCUGCGCAUCGGCAUGGUGUUGGUGUAGGAGUCUUGGAUGGUCUACUUAUGUAUGCUAUUGGUGGCUAUGAUGGAAAGUAUCUUAAAAGUCUUGAGGUUUAUAGACCAAGUGAUGGAGUUUGGUCUUCUGUAGCUGAUAUGGAAAUAUGCCGAAUGAGGCCUGGAGUAGUCGCAUUAGAUGGCUUAUUGUAUGUUAUUGGCGGAGAAGUGGAAAUAUCCACUAUAAAUACUGUAGAAAUUUACAACCCAAUCACCAAUACUUGGAUUAUGGAGACAUUGUCAAGACUUGCAGUGCACAUUUAUGGUGGGGUAGUCGUUGAUGGACCACCACAUUAGUACUAAUCAGGAUACAGAAUGAUUUCACUCUUGUGGUAGUAAUAUGAACUUAUUUUUGUAUAAUUUAUGAUGAAAUGUGAUUUAUUCUUUAU